Messenger RNA from Funneliformis caledonium, 2424 nucleotides. Lineage: Eukaryota; Fungi; Glomeromycota; Glomeromycetes; Glomerales; Glomeraceae. The record is from the annotation of a GenBank genome assembly.
AUGACAGACUAUAUGUUAGGCGAAAGAUCAUCCAAGAGACCCUUCUUUGGUUCAACCAAUCCUUCCAACUAUUUUGACGUUGACGAUGACGAUGAGCAAUAUUUUGCUUUCAGCAAGGCUGCAUCUGAUUCAGGAGGUUAUUCAAUGGUUGGCUUAACAAAUCCUUCAUCAUCCAUCAUGCCAAAUGGACCUCAUCACAACAAAGAUGCCUCUGUCAUGGAUACCUCCGCGAGUUCCGUGAACCCGCUUUCAAAUAAUUGUAACGCUUCUCAUAAUCCUACUCUUGAUGAUGUUAAAUUAAAUGCUCCUAUUAAUAAUAAGGGUACUAGUGCAAAUGCUGACGUCACCAAUGUAACCUGCAAGGCUGAGCCAAGCAGUAAGGAGACCACCGAGCUUAACAACAAGAUUGGCAAGUCCAACUCUGUCAAAUCUCCAUCAACCGCAUCUUCUUCUCAACCAACAACGACCGCCCCCCAACAACCCUCAUCCACAAAUAACAAAAAGCGAACUCGUGCUACGCCUGAACAAUUAGCGAUUUUAGAAGAUACUUUUAAAACAAAUACGUCUCCCAAUAGUAAAGUUCGCGAAGCUUUAGCUGAAAAAGUAAACAUGUCCGAACGUUCAAUUCAAAUUUGGUUUCAAAAUCGUCGAGCCAAAAUGAAGGCGAUGCAAAAACGUGCACACUUAAUGAUUAAUCAAGAUACUAUGGGACAUCACUUUAUGGCUUGCAUGCCCGGUUAUGGGCAUAACUUGUUCCCUUACCGUAUGCCUAUUCAUCAACGUAUAGCUUUACCUAGAUCUUAUAGCGCUAGUGAUCUCACUCUUAAUAACGUCAAUGCUCUCGGUAUGCGUUCUGCUCCAAAUUCUGCCGGACUCGGGAUCACAGUACCCCAAGUUCCUCAAGGAUUCUGGCCUUCUGGUCCUUUAACUGCACCGAUUCCUUUGACUACUAGUGAACAUUUGAUGAACGGGUUUCCUUUUUCAGCUAAUCCCCUUGUAACCGCUCAACAGCAAACCCAAUCUCAACGUUUCCCAAUUUCGCCUAAUGCCAGUCCUAAUUCUAAUGCAAUGAAUGUGAAUUCUGCACAAGGGUUACGACUUGUUGUCAACCCCAAUAAUGGAAUACCGAUAAAAAUGAAUGAUCAAUCUUCCAUAUCUCCUCAACCUCAACAGUUCACACCACCUCAAGAAUUCCUCACUCCGGCUUUUAAUAAUAAUAAUAACCCAAUGGCUUCAGUUAUCUCAUGUGAAACUCUUACGAUCGGAUCAUGGCGUCGUAUUUUAACCAUGUCAUCCAUGUCAUUGCCUGAUGACCUUUUAUGUUAUUACACUUUACCACAGAAUAUUUUUACGUAUAAUAUUACAAAUGAGAACACUCAGUUCAAGAUGGAGUUCCCACUUUCUGACAUCUUUUCAGUUGAAUUUAGACCUAUUGAUGAAGUUCAUUCACAAAUUGCAAUCGAAGUCAAGAACCCACCUUCCUUCUAUAUGGAGGCACCACAUGGUGGAUGGAAUAUGUGCAAAGAUUUCACCGAAGACAGACAAGCAACUCGAAACAGGAGACAUGUAUUGAAAGGCCGUUCUGUUGUAAUUAAACCACAGCUUAUUAGACUUAUGCAAGUUGAUCAAAAUCUUGCCAAAGUCGUAACAAUAUUAGAUAUUCCAGCACCGACUGAUCCAUUAAGUCCAGACAUGACCGAAGAUGAUAUAAUGAUUAAUAACAAUGGACAACAAAAUCCUCCUCGUCGCUCGUCAUUCCCAGUUAGUGGUUCAAUUGCAAACCAUGUACAAUACGCGGAACCUCAAAAAGGAAAUAUUAAACCUGAUAUGAACCUUUUAAACCAAAUGGUCCGUGUACAGCGUCGAUCUGCUUCAGCACCAUUAUCACCUUCGGAUGAAAAUAGAAACUCCUCUUUAGGAAUUCCAAUGUCUCAGCAAAAUCUACAAAUUGAUACUUCAACAAAUUUCCUCGAAAUGUUCAAAGCCGAAGUGAAUCAUAGUUCUCCAGAAUUCUGCUCUUCACCGAUGGAACUUAACUCUUCACCAUCCACUCCUCUUGAUGUAUUUGACAAUUCUCCAGCCUUAAUGGAUUCAUCACCACUUUUAAAUCAGGAUCCCUUCGUAUCUUUACCUUCACAUAAUUUAAGUAAUCUUACCAUGGACUCCGUCACUUCUACCUUACUCUCUGAUGAGCAAGUCGCGGCCGCUAUGGUAACGUUUGCCCCUCCAAUGAACGGUCAUGAUCUACAAAAUGUUUCUAACGAAGAUUUCGCAAAUAUGUUUAAUAUGAGCAGUGGUUCAGAUACUGCUUCAGAUGUAAGCGAAUUCUUAACAUUUAAUGAGAAUAUUCAUGGUAAUGACAAUUAUGGUUCUAAUACGAUGAAUCUCGACACUGCAUGGGUUGGAGAUGUUGCUUAUUGCUAA